CUGGGCUCGGGGGAGGGUGGCAGCCGCUCGAGGCACCGGGAAUGGUGCGGGAGUGCACGGUGCUGUCAGUGACAGAGCCGAGUGUCAGCCAAAAAUAAUCCAGCAUCUUCAGAAUCAAUCCCUUCACAGGGAGUGAAAGAGAUUUAGACAAGCAAGUCGAAACAGACUGAAAAGAACCCACCACUUCUCGUUGGUACCAUUUGGAUUUCAGAAAAAACUAGGGAAAGCACUGAGAAUAUCAAGCAUCUCUAUGCCAUUCUCCUUUAACGCCACAACUGCAAUGUCAAGCAGGCAGAGCCAUUUGAAAUGAGUACACAUUCAAGCUAAAGAAGUCAGGAGACAUCAACAGAUAUGUAAUUCUAUUUGAUAACAAUUUGAAACUGUUUCCAAGAUCAAGGAAGUGUAUUAGCCAUGUUGACUUUAGCGAAAAAACUGAAGCGUGAAGAGGGCAUGAAAGGGAGAGGCAACACAAAUCCAGGGACGGACUCAUCCCGUCGUGUAUCCAUUAGAGAUAAGCUGCUCAUCAAAGAGGUUGCAGAACUUGAAGCAAACCUUCCCAGCACAUGUAAAUUGGAUUUCCCUGAUGCAAACAAACUUUAUUCCUUCCAGCUGAAUGUCAUGCCAGAUGAAGGGUAUUACCAGGGUGGCAAGUUCCAGUUUGAAACAGAUGUCCCAGAAGCCUACAAUAUGGUGCCUCCCAAAGUGAAAUGUUUGACCAGAAUUUGGCACCCCAAUAUUACUGAGACUGGCGAAAUCUGUUUAAGCUUGCUGAGGGAACACUCUAUUGAUGGCACAGGCUGGGCUCCAACCAGAACUCUAAAGGAUGUGGUCUGGGGAUUGAAUUCAUUAUUCACUGAUCUCUUGAAUUUUGAUGAUCCCUUGAAUAUUGAAGCUGCAGAGCAACAUCUGCGUGACAAGGAGGAUUUUCGGAGUAAAGUGCAGGAUUAUAUUAAGCGCUUUGCAAGAUGAUCAGAUGAACUGCCUUAUGAGACACUUUACUUCAAGCUGUAGAAGCCAAGUCUUCUGUCUUCUGAUGUCGAUCAUCAAUUAAACACUGGAUUGAGGCAGUCCAGUGACAGUGUUGUUAUGAAGAAGAAAGGCUGUUGGUGCUAUUUUUGAAUUCAGCGUCAAUACAGUACAGCAAGUGAUGGGCAACUUUGGGCUAAGAUUCAAGAAUAAUUACUCUUAUUGUGGCAAAAUAGUCGAGUUUUCUUCAAUUAUAAGGAUUGUACAGAGCAUCUGGAGUCUGUCUCUUUACUGAGUGAAUCAAAAUGGACAUUUUUCUAGUGUAAUCUGGUGUGGUAUGGAAACCACAAUAUUUUGCAACAAAGUGUCUUAAGACAGAAGUGUUUAAUUGAAGCAUUAACAGCAUGUGGCUUGCAAAUAUUAAACAACUGUGUGUGGAAAAUCCAGUGAGCAACACUUGAGCCAGUGUCUCUAUCCUCGGGUGGGGCACUGCCUUAAAUAAAUUGGACAUAUUACUUGG
Molecule: messenger RNA, 1486 nt
Organism: Chiloscyllium plagiosum (whitespotted bambooshark)
Lineage: Eukaryota; Metazoa; Chordata; Chondrichthyes; Orectolobiformes; Hemiscylliidae
Gene: ube2f
Product: ubiquitin-conjugating enzyme E2F (putative)
Source: RefSeq, a predicted model, not a curated record